This is a messenger RNA of Rodentolepis nana, 534 nucleotides long. NCBI's taxonomy places the organism in Eukaryota, Metazoa, Platyhelminthes, Cestoda, Cyclophyllidea, Hymenolepididae. The record is from the annotation of a GenBank genome assembly.
AUGGGUCGACUGAGACCUAUUUUUCACUCCAAUAUAGCUGAGGGGAGAUUUCCUCCGCCCGAAAAUGGACGACCUCAUUUCUGGUAUGUGGACGCCUCGCUGGAACCCCCCACGAAAUCAUCCAAUGAGAAGAAAGUAAACUCAAUCCCCUCAUCAACCGUCAAUCUCCCACCAGGCGUAAAAGAGGAAGUGGACCAGAUACGCUCCAUGUUACUCCUCGUCAUGGAGGAGCUAGUGAAUACCGAGAGUUCAUACCUCCGAAUUCUCUCCCAAUUCAUUGCUCUUCGAGAAGAAAUGUUCGCGCCAAAUUGGAGAGCCGAUCAGGGUUUUGACCCCUCUCCGGAACAGCGUCUACCCUCAACAGCCAUCACCACAUGUCUACCACUUCUGCUUAAACUCAAAAUUGAACAUUCUGGAAAGCAGUUGUCACUUUUCAGCAGAAAUUCGGUCACUUGCAAAGGCAAGUUGGACUUUAUGGCUGUUUGUUCUUUGUCCCACAGAGUCUUUAUUGCUGGUCCUGGUUGCUGCGUCUAA